Molecule: messenger RNA, 729 nt
Organism: Salvia miltiorrhiza (redroot sage)
Lineage: Eukaryota; Viridiplantae; Streptophyta; Magnoliopsida; Lamiales; Lamiaceae
Product: putative lipid-binding protein AIR1
Exons: 1
Coding region: 84-455 (123 amino acids)
Source: RefSeq, a predicted model, not a curated record
CACUCGUCUGCUUUUCUUAAAUUAAUUAACAAUAUCAACUCUUGAAAUAAGAAAGUAAAAGAAAAAACAAAGUUAUAUAGAAUAUGGCUUCACCAAAAGCCCGUAUCCUUGUCUCCCUCAACCUCGUCUACUUGGUUCUAUCCGCCACCACCACCACCACCGGAGGCAGCGGGUCGGCGAUGCCCCCCCGGGCGAUGCCAAGGUGCCCGAGAGACGCCCUAAAGCUAGGUGUAUGCGCAAAAGUGGUGGGGAAUUUGGUGGGAGUGUGGGCUGGGAAACCUCCGAUCAGGCAGUGCUGCAGCUUGGUCGAGGGGCUGGUGGAGCUGGAGGCGGCGGUGUGCCUCUGCACCGCCAUUAGGGCUAACGUGCUCGGCAUCAAUCUCAACAUACCGCUGUCUCUCACCCUGCUGCUCAAUGCGUGUGGAACCACUCCUCCAAUUGAUUUCACUUGUUAAUUCCUCUUUAUUUCAACACUCAAUAAAACUUGCGUCGUCGUCUACUACUGGGUCUAAAUUAUAUAUGGUGGAAUAUCAAGUUUCAUCGUCAUGCUAAAAUACAACUCCCCUUUGAUUUUAUUUUGCUAAUUAUGGUCAAAUAUAUUAUAUAUGUUAGAUCGUUAUAAUUUGUGGUUCUGUAUUUCUGGAGAGGGUGCGUGUCACUUAUGAAAAUGUAUGAGAAUUAUCAUGUAUGUGUAUUUCGCUGUCUGUUAAAUUAUAUAUAUUGAUCGAU